AUGAUAACCAAGAUAGCAAGUUGCGUGAAUCAUCAAGCGAGAAGCAAGACCACCGAGGAACAAGCCGUUCCUCCUCCUGAUCUACCGUUCCCUGAGAAGGUCUAUAAUGUGUUGAAGUUCUGUGAAGAGAAUGGCAGAAACGACAUUAUAUCCUGGGUGAACAACGGCGCAGCCUUCCAAGUGAAUGAUUUGCCAGAAUUCUUACGAGACUUUCUUCCCAACUAUUUCAACACCAAGAAGUAUGCCACUUUUACUCGAACGUUAUGUGCCUAUGGUUUUACUUGUGUUCGCACAGGAAGACACACAGGGAUCUAUUCGCAUCCAGCCUUCAAUCGAAGCGAUCCGGUUGCGCCUUCUCAGAUGAGGAGAAUACAGAAAAGCAAAAGCCACGAGGACGACUACUAUGAGCCAAUAAUACCGGAGUGGUGCAGUGCACGAGGAGUGCCGCCCUUCUUCGAGCCAAGAACCAUUCAAGAAAUGAGGAAGAAUCCAGUUGACUUGAACCUAUGGUACAAAGUGCUGUCAAUCAUCCCAUCACCAAGCCUUCAAGCUAAAAUUGAUUUUUUCUCACCUUUAUCGGUGCCCCUCAGCUGGUAG
Cylindrotheca closterium is the source of this 597-nucleotide messenger RNA. NCBI's taxonomy places the organism in Eukaryota, Bacillariophyta, Bacillariophyceae, Bacillariales, Bacillariaceae. The record is from the annotation of a GenBank genome assembly.